Bactrocera tryoni is the source of this 439-nucleotide messenger RNA. It is a transcript of the gene Tim9a, whose product is annotated as mitochondrial import inner membrane translocase subunit Tim9. The record is from RefSeq and is a predicted model, not a curated record. NCBI's taxonomy places the organism in Eukaryota, Metazoa, Arthropoda, Insecta, Diptera, Tephritidae. The coding region runs from base 1 to 288 and encodes 95 amino acids. The transcript has 3 exons.
AUGGUAGAUGCGGGUCAAAAUGCUUCGAUCGAUAACUUGGAUAAGGAUCAAAUGAAAACAUUCUCCGAUUUUCUGAUGUCCUACAAUAAAUUGUCGGAAAUGUGUUUCACAGAUUGCGUGCGCGAUUUUACUUCGCGUGUGGUCAAAGAUAAUGAGGAACGCUGUGCACUCAAUUGUAUGGAGAAGUACCUGAAGAUGAACCAACGUAUUUCACAGCGCUUCCAAGAGUUCCAAAUGAUUGCCAAUGAAAACGCCAUAGCGAUGGCGCAAAAGUCUGGUAAACUUUAACGCGUGUGCAACUUGGAAUGAUUCAUGGAUGUUGAGCACAAUGAAAGUGUGUAGAAUAAUUAGCCAGAGAUAUAAGCAUUUCCUCUGAAGCGUACAUAUGUGCAUUUGUUAACUUCACUACCAUUGUUUAAUAAAAGGUAAUUCUCUACUA